Molecule: messenger RNA, 4977 nt
Organism: Fusarium fujikuroi IMI 58289
Lineage: Eukaryota; Fungi; Ascomycota; Sordariomycetes; Hypocreales; Nectriaceae
Product: related to Vault poly
Exons: 1
Coding region: 1-4977 (1658 amino acids)
Source: RefSeq, a predicted model, not a curated record
AUGGCGAGCCGUCACGUCUUCACCCAACGACUCAAGCCCGGGGUCAUAUUCUCGGCCCCCGGCAACUUGUUGUCUAUGCCCGAGGGAGGCUGGGGUGACGAUACACCAAUAAAACGACGGAAAAAACCCCAGAGAAAAUCCAAAAACCUUGGCCUCGAUCACUUUUCUCACUGGGUAGCGAAAGUGACGCCUUAUGAUGAACCGUACGAUAAUGUCGACAACUUCAUGCUGGGUAAAGAUAUCCGAGGCAUUGGAAAUGAUUACAGGCCCUACUCAAUAUCACCAUACCCCGAACCUGAAGUAGGAACUGCGUCGGCGACAACGUCUGAGGUGACACUAUGUCUACCGAUGCUCAGCGUUUCAUUGACGGCGACUGUGGAUGGUACAGUUGCUCAUACAGAGCUGGUACAGAAGUUUCACAAUCCUUCUGACAUUAUCAUCGAAUCUGCGAAGCACGUGUUUCCUCUGUACGAUGGAGCUGCCAUCACAUCCUUCGAAUGCACCAUUGGCGACGAACGCCGUGUCAGGGGUGUCGUCAAGCCCAAGGUGCAAGCACGAAAGGAAUUUGAAGAAGCAGUCCGCGAUAAAGUGGCAGCUCCCGCUCUGCUGGAAGAGCAUACACCUGAGAUCUUUGAGACAUCUCUGGGGAACAUUCCCGCAGAUACAACUGUGGAGAUCAAGAUCACGUACGUUCAAGAGCUCAAGGUCGUCAUGAUGGAGUCAGAAGCGACAGAAGGUAUAGCUCUUACGAUUCCGAUGUCUAUCGCUCCACGCUAUAGUAAAACGCCAAUUGAGUGGGAACCUGCAUCGAAGGUACCAGAGGAGAAGCUUGAUAUAUGGAUCAAGGUCGCGGAUAAUGGAAAGGUCAACCAUGAAGGUUGUGAUGAGGAGUCAGGUCACCUCCUUCAAUUCGAGGGUUCUAAACCUGUCGAGUACUCCAGCUUUCUGGAAAAGGAUGCAUCAUCUAAGACCUACUAUGUUUGGCGUCAUGUAUCUGAGCCAGCCAUUCUCAGAAAGGACUUUGUGUUUGUCAUUCAAAUGAAAGAAGGCCACCAUAUCAAGUCCAGAGCCAUCGCCCGUCAUGCUGACGACAAUGGUUUCGCCGCCGUGACGGUAAACAUCCGGCCCAACGAUCUCUUCCGGAACGCCAUCAUUCCACAAUCAUUCACUGGAGAGCUUUUGUUUCUUCUUGAUCAGUCUGAAUCUAUGGAAUGGUCAAACGGUUCACCAGACUAUGGCAGACGUCACACCGGAUCACGCAAGAUUGAUGUGAUGCGGGAGGCAAUGCUGCUAGCUCUUUCAGGCAUACCGUCAACAUGUGUCUUCAAUAUUAUUUCCUGGGGCUCGGCAACAAUGGGUCUUUGGGAGACCUCGCGGCCUCACACACAGGAAAACAUUAGAGAAGCCAAGGGUUACGUGUCUCAGGUAGAGGCUGACAUGGGCGGGACGGAUCUCCUUCGGGCGUUGGAAUCCGUGGUGAAGCGACGAGUGCAGGACAGAGGAUCAACGCAAAUCAUCAUUCUCACAGAUGGCGAACUGGAGCCGGAAGAGUCUAUAGAGUUCAUCUGGAAGAAACGUCAGCUGUUUGGAGAUAGCAUUCGGUUCUUUGCCCUAGGCAUUGGAGACGAAGUAUCUCAUCGUCUCGUUGAGAGUAUCGCGGAGUGUGGUGGUGGCUACAGUGAUGUAGUCCAUACUACGCAGACACCGAGAUGGCAUGAUCGAUUGAAUCGGUUGCUGAAGUCAGCGCUGGAGCCAAACAGCUGGAGCUGUGAUAUUGAUCUCGGCAGUCAGUUCGAGCGGAAGGACCUUACCGAUUUCAAGCUCAGAGAUGAAAAAGCUUUGGAGAGUGGAAAGACACCUUACAUCCAAGCCCCCUUUCCAAUCUCGUCUCUGCAUCCAUUCAGCUUUGCCUCCAUCUCUUUCUUGAUCGAUCUUCGUCACGGUGGGGAGCCCCCCAAGACUGUGACUAUAAGCACAACAACAGCUGGUGCAAAGAAGAAGACUUACGAGCUACCCAUCGAGACUUCAUCAGGCAGCGAUGGCACAAUCCACCAAUUAGUGGCCAAAUCGGUUCUUCUGGAUCUUCAGGAUCAGAUCAAACGCGGGACAGCUGAGACGAAGAUUGCUCAAGAAAAUGGAGAGAAUAUUGGCACCAUGUACUCCAUCACCAGCAAGUGGACAAGCUUCGUGGCUAUCUCGGAAAACCAGCCUACCCAGACUGUUGAAGAGCAAAAGAUGAAUCACUACAAGGCGCUUUUUGAUGAGAUAGACAUUGACGAGCUUCUCAACAACUUCAGUGAAGACGAGUAUUCAUCUUCGGGCUCUUCCAGUAUCAUUAGCUAUGAUGCCCGUCAAAGCGCCCGAAGGAAUAGUAUGGGGUUACCAUCAACAUACAGCUACCCUGCUAUUCCAGGAGAGGCUUUCCGAGUCCUCGAGCCCGCGAGUGGGAUGCCAAUACUAGCUCCUACGGCAGCGCAGAGUAUACCACCACCACUACCACUCGGAGCGAGGCUACAACCGAAUUUCUCAGGCAACAGUGCUCAUGGGUAUCGUAGAAUGCCGAGUUGGCCCAAUUGUUCUCCUCCUUGUGGUUAUGCAAUGCAACGCAUGAGCCACCCUCAGCCCGCUCCCGAUCCGAAGGCAGAACUUUCUAGUGAUCCCGCCCCCCUUAUCUCCGGGCAAAGCCUCGCCUACCCUCAGAGUCCUAGCAAUGAAGCCACGGAGGCAAAUGACCAGCCAGAGAAGGAUCUGCAAGCCUCUGAGGAAUCUGAUUGGUCUUAUUUGACGAGUGAUAGGAAAGUUUCCGGGGGCAGUAGGUAUGGCAGACCACCCCCAAUACCAGCUCCCGUGUCUAGGGCUGCACCAGCACGGCCACCGGCUGGGAUGAGUUUAUCACCUGGAUUCAUGGACGGUGGCCAAGGUGCACGUCCUGCGCUUAGAGAGUGCUCUUUGGAUGAGAAAAAUGAUGAGCCCAAAGCCCCACAUCCAGUGGGAGCCCCUAUCUCCCAGCACGUGAGCAAUCCAGUACAGAUAGAGCCGCAAGGAUCUGAGGAUAUAAUUGCAGCUGGGAGUCUAAGAGUACGCUCGAAGGAGGUGCCUAGGCCGAGACCUUGGGAAGACCAGGACUCUAGUGAGUCCCGAGCCAGGGAAGACAGUGUUAGCGACGAUAUUCGCCUCGCUACAAGAGAGCGCGUUCAAGACGACAGUUCCCCGGCAUUUAGUGGCGCGGACUUCCCUCUUUAUCCUAGUAACUCCCAUUGGCGAGAAGCAGAAAGAUCGGAGCGUACGCGAGCGGAUACUGAAUACGACGGUCUGUCAAACUCACCAUCACACUUGGAAGGAUACGCUCGAAAAGAUUAUGUUUUCCCUAGCGCCCGGCGAUUUGACGACUUUGCUUCCGAGGACGCUUCAGAUGACGGUGAGACUUUUGCUUUUCGGCUACCGAAUGCCAUUGAAAACACUUCACCUUGUCGAUCCCCCAGCGCGGAUGAAAACGGCCACGUCGUUGAGCCUUCCAACUCGAGGCCAUCCUCUCCGUCGCAGGCAACACCAAUGCUCAUCGGACACAUUCCACCUAGCAAGCCUGUCGCUACUGGUGAGAGACUCUGUGAAAAGGUCCAUCAAUUCAAGGAAUCUGCCCAAGCAGGGGUUGCUCAUGAGCCCAUGGUCACACCUAACGCCAAUCGUGGAAUCGCCAUACCGGCAGCUGUUAUAAAGCCGGAAGAACCACAAGUAUCUGAUGACAGUUUCAAGUCAAGACUGCGAGGUCGUUUUGAUAGGUCAUCGAGCACCCGGUCUAGUGAUCCUCUGGAAUUCGUUUUUGGAAAGACAUCGAAAAAGUCAACAAUUAAGGAGCGCACGUCAGUGCCAGCGGGUACGUCAGACAGCAUCGUGCAGCAUACUGUGUCAGACCCACCAUCAUCUACGCCACAAGACUCUGCAAUUCCCGAGCUUUCGGAUCCUGCACCACCUGGGACACACAGCGAUAUGUGUUCUGGCACAUUGUCUGAGGUGUCUGAGGUUGAGGAGUACUCAUCGGCUGGUUGGGCCUCACGGGCAGAGCGAGAGGUUAUACCUGGUGGUCCUAAAUACCCUACCUACAGAGCCCUUCCCAUUCCCAGGCCUGUGAAUUAUCAACAUCCUGGCUCGAGAGCUCCAGGCAGCGACGGGAAGGAUAAUGGGGCAAUGAGCGCCACGUACAUUCCGGCGGGCAGUGUGAAUGGUCUUGAGCCUCCUCAGAUGAAUGUUUACUCAGGGCCACCUCUUUUGGAAAGAUAUCAAGGCAACCCUUUAUAUUCUUUCGACUGGGAUGAUGGUGCAGAACACAAUUCGAUUAGUCGGGACAGUUCAGAGUCGCUCUCAUCUCAAUCAAACGGCUAUGGCCCACUGGACUGGCAGUUCGCGAUGGAGUGUCAAGAUGGUCAGGGUCUCUUCGAUCUUGGUGAGAAAGGGCCAUCUCUAUACCUGCAUUUUUGUUCGGAAACCGCCGUGAAGAUCGGUCCCAAGAUUUCCGCGCUUCUGCAUAACUCCACGACCCCAGAACAAGAGGGGGAUGCUGUAUCUGCCCGACUUCUUGAUACGUUGAUGAUGAUCGAGUGUUACAAGACGCACCGGGCGCAGGAGGAGGAUACCUGGGAUCUGAUGAUGGAGCGGGCGUGGGACGCGGUGAUAUCGGUUCUUGGACUCUCAGAUGAGGAAGAAACACUGGAGGAACUGGCGGGUCGAUUGAGGGGAGCUAUGAUGCAUGCGCAUUAUGUUGCAGCAACGGGAGUCAAGGACUCGGAGAAGGAUGAGGAUACAACGGGCACUACGAGAUGUCCAGCCUGUGAUGCGAUUUGGCGAACAACAAGACAAUUCUUUUGUCCGUUUGAUCACGAAUCUGACGGCGUUGAUGAGUUUUCGAGAUGGGAUGAUUUUUGGAGACAUCAGGUGGACGAGGGACAUGUCGUUUGUGCUCAGGAGGUCAUUUACGAGUAA